Molecule: messenger RNA, 168 nt
Organism: Protopolystoma xenopodis
Lineage: Eukaryota; Metazoa; Platyhelminthes; Monogenea; Polystomatidea; Polystomatidae
Source: the annotation of a GenBank genome assembly
AUGGGAUCGGAUUGUGUCGCUUGGAUGCUAAAGUGUUCUCCUCUUUACGUAAACCUUCAAAUUCCGAGUCCCAAUGCGGCUUCUUAUGGGGCGGUGGAGGAGGCUCAAGAACGAAAUCAGGUUUGUGAGGUAACAGCCUUAAGGGAUUCCUUAGGCAAUGAGUUUUAA